Colletotrichum higginsianum IMI 349063 is the source of this 198-nucleotide messenger RNA. RefSeq lists its product as uncharacterized. The transcript has a single exon. Bases 1 to 198 code for a protein of 65 amino acids. Lineage: Eukaryota; Fungi; Ascomycota; Sordariomycetes; Glomerellales; Glomerellaceae. The record is from RefSeq and is a predicted model, not a curated record.
AUGGAGGACUCCUUCUUUGACGACUCCCACCCAGCCCAUGCCGACGUUGCCGUCGCGCAGCCCGACGAUGGUGACAUCCCAGAGGGCUUAGUAUCGGCAAGACGAGAGAAGUUCACGAGGCGAUCCUCCAACCGUGUGGCAGGUCGCAUGCCAUCGCCGCAGGACGCGAGGGAACGCGAGAGCACUUGGUUCGGCUAG